Juglans microcarpa x Juglans regia is the source of this 1202-nucleotide messenger RNA. RefSeq lists its product as uncharacterized. NCBI's taxonomy places the organism in Eukaryota, Viridiplantae, Streptophyta, Magnoliopsida, Fagales, Juglandaceae. The transcript has 6 exons. Bases 274 to 885 code for a protein of 203 amino acids. The record is from RefSeq and is a predicted model, not a curated record.
CCCCCCCCCCCCCCCCCCCCCCCUCCUCCUCUUCCCUUCCCUUCCCUUCUUUUUCUUCUCCUUCUCUUCUACCUAUACUCAUCUUCAUGCGCAUGCCAACGGCUACGGCGAUUUCCUCUAGUCAUUUCUGGUGACUGCUCCAAUUUCCGUAAUUGGAUUACUAUCCACACAUAUUAGCCAAAUCUGAGAAACAGUCAUGGUUUGUGUAAACGUAUAAUCGAGAUUUGCUAGUUUCAAGAAGUUGAAGCGGACGGGCCAUUCCAUUUGUUUAACAUGCGUUUACGAGUGCGUAGUACGUUCAGUUUGCUCUACAUUCUUAGUAUUAUUUUCAAUGGUCGAACUUCCAGCGAGGGUCAAAUGGCUGACAGCAAAUUUCUGAACGUUGGGGAGGAGCUGUUGAGGGAAACUCUACCACUACAAAUGGGUUUGCGCUUUUACCAGCUACAAGGACUCAAACCUUAUACGUGUUAUGAAGUGAAGAUAUCAUAUCCAGCUUCUAUACCGGCUAGCUUUUCCUUACAACUGAAGAGAGGCAAAUCGAACUCAGUGCUGAAUCACUACAGAAGAUUACUCAAUACUGAAAAGCUCAUUUUCAGAACUGAAAGUCUCGAAUCACUUAGCAAUGAGGAUGGUAUCUAUGUGUUGGUGACUGUGGAACCUGAGGGGAUUGUUGCUAUACCACAUGUUCAGGAGAGGCAGUUCAUCAUCUUUAAUAUAGUUUGUGAUGAACUACUGCUGGGCAUCCCGCAUAAAGCUUGGUGGGUUGUGGUCUUGGUGCUUUUUUGCCUUGGAUUGGCAUUCAUCAUUCCAUCUUUUCUUCCAUCAUAUCUGCUGCAGGAGAGCCAAAGCCCACGAAUAAAGCAGGAUUUUUCCAAGGUUUCUUGAAACUCCGCUCAAGAAAAAUGUUUGGCUCGGAUUUCCCCCCGUCUUCCUUUGUUGGGGAGCACUUUGCUAUUAGUUCAGGAGUAUAUAAUACUAGCCUAGCGCUGGGUUGGCAAAGUGCGCAGGGUUGCUGUUUCCGUAAUUGAUUGCAAAUGGUUUUUCGUCAGCCGGGGAUGGAUAAACUUCUACCUGCCGCUUGUAUAGGGUUGUAUGAAACUGUCCGAGUCAUCCUUCUUACUUUUUCUGAGAGGUAGAUAAAAUUUACUAAUUUAGUGCUCGUCCAAAUUAUGGAAGCAAAUUAAUCUGUUGCCUGUUUUUUA